AUGACAAGCUCGAAAUCAACAUUUGAUCAUGGUCCGGGUGAGCCUGGGGAUGAUUACUUCUCGUCCGCUUCCUCAGAGCGUUCUCAUUCAGACGACGCACAAUGGGAGAGCCUACUAGAUCGUGGACUAGCAUACGGUAUCAAAACCAGAGACCAGCUUCGGUUCGAGGCAGAUGUCGGCCAUACAUCGCUCAUUGGCUGUCGUCUAGUCGACAAUCCCUCCCAUCGCCACGAAAUAGAGCUUUGGGAAAUUCUGUUAAUUGCUCAAGCUCUGCAAAACGGUCACGAAGGGAUCAAAGCUAUAUGGAGGGGUAUGAAAUUCCGAGGGGAAGCCAUUCGAUUUGAGGGAGAUGACCCUCGCAUUGAAGGCCUGUGGAAGACCUUCCUCUCCGCUGGUUCCGAAGACCAUCACUUUCUCUGGUCAAUUUGCAAGGAAGCCAAACACUUGAAGUACAAACGGCCGAACCUAUUCGCGGAAAUUGUUGGAGCGGCAUUAGAAGGUUCCCGGCCUCUGGAGGCCUAUCAAUUCGCAUCGUUCAUUGGCCAGAAGCAUUACAAGGGACGCGAAGAUCUCCUAGCGACCUUCUUCGCUGCCUGCCGUUCGAAAGAGACCAAUUCUCUGAAAGGGUUUUGCAGCGUCUAUGAUCUGGUUCCCAAGACUCGCAUCUAUGCAGAGGUUACUUCCAGUCUGUGGGCGCAAGACCGUUCGUCUGAUGCCUUCAUGAUGCACUCUUUUUUGAUCGCAAGGAAAGACCUGCCUCCUCGAUUUGAGCUACUUGAGCCAUACAUCAACUACUUAGCUCUGCACAACGAAAGCCUUGAGAGAUUUCUCUCGCCACUAAACCAGGCUGGCGCUUCCUUUGAAGCCCAGGCGCGACGACUGUGGUCCAUCGGCAGAAGCAGAAUCACUGGUAUACCUGCAGAUUCUCUCAAUAUCGUGGCAAGCAAGACUAUGGGAUCAGCUCCAACGAAGCUCAGCGAUCAAUUUGUCGCACGGGCGUUUGCCACUCGGGCCUUCUCUUUUGAUUUUGCAGUUAACAGUCUGAGAAUGAUCGGGCUGAUUGAGGUUGGACCGUUGGCUGUCCGUCAAAUGGUGCUGGCUGCACGAGAUCUAGCUACCUUGCAAGCUCGAUUUCAGAAACUCCGCGAACUCGAGAUUGACACCGGAUCGUCCGUCUUUGUUCGAAUAAUCAGAGAUGUCUGUGACGCAGGACAUUGGGAAAUGGUCCAAGCACUGGUGGACAACGAUUUGCAUCACGAGGUGUUCGAAGAUAUCGAGCUACAGAGUCGACUCUUGACGGAAUACUACCGCACCAAAGACUGGAGACAACUGAAUCGUACGCUUGUGAUUCUCAAUGAUGGACAAUUCGACAACUACUCUCGUGGCCGAUCCGCCAACCUCCUACUAAGAGCGAUGAUGGAUGUAGGUGAUUGGAGAGGUGCCGUAAACUGUGUGUCGACUUUACAAGAACAUGGUUUACAUAUCUCUUCAUCCUUUCCUGAGUCCAUCAUCACUUUAUUUCGAGCCAAUAAAUCAUCCGCCGGUGGUCAAGGUCGCGGAGACAUAGACAAAAUCGGGUUCCUGAUAGGACUGAUGCAAAACGUCCUCGCUUCAGGAACAAACUUCAAGAUCAGGCUUUGGCGGGCACCGGUAAAGGCACUCGGGCGACAAGGACGUCUCAAAGAGCUAGAAUCACUUGUCUACUGGGUCGCAGAAUGGUACCGAAACGGAGGGCUCAACGGCCGAGUCCUCCAAGUCCCGAUGUCCGGCUCAGGGACAAAUUUAAAUGUUCUUUUCGACGACAAGUUUCAAAAAUCACUCAUGUCAUGGUGCUUCAGACCCCGAAAAGGGAUGGGUGUUGUUUCCCCUGAACGUUGCCUGUGGUGGACCCGCGUGCUCAAACGGCUGAGAGACGUGUACGGUGUUGAGGUCAAGGAAUAUGUCAUCCGUUGGGAGUUUAUUUACCGCUUACGACGGCUCUUCGCCUCGGGAAUGCGUCUCAAGGCGCCAAACGCGUGGAUGCGGUCCAGAAACCGCACCUCGCUCGCACAGUACUGGGCCCUGUACGAUAAGAUGUGGGAUAUGAAACCAGCCGGUCAGGUCAAAUACGAUGAUCGGAACAAAGCCAGUCUCUACCAUCGCAAACUGAGUCCACUCAAGAGAAGGCGUCUGAUAAGUCAUUGGCUGAGAAGAAGGGCGGAUCGAGCUUUGGGCCGGGGAACACAGGGUGGAUUUGGCCAGAGCACUGGACAAGAGGGUAUUGUCGUGUACAGAGAUCUUUUUAAUGCGUCUUGGGAAGACUACAGAAAGUGA
Messenger RNA from Cladophialophora psammophila CBS 110553, 2313 nucleotides. RefSeq lists its product as uncharacterized. The transcript has a single exon. Bases 1 to 2313 code for a protein of 770 amino acids. The record is from RefSeq and is a predicted model, not a curated record. Lineage: Eukaryota; Fungi; Ascomycota; Eurotiomycetes; Chaetothyriales; Herpotrichiellaceae.